AUGGCACAGCGAAUGGACGCAUUUGAGGAGAAGAUGGAUGAGCUGCUCAUGCUCUUAAGGAGCUACCAGUCACCUCCCUCUGCUCCAGUCGAUGACCUAUUGCUGUUGUCCUGCUCGACAAUUGGCGAGUCUGUCAUUAACGAGGACUGCAGUGAAAGUUACACAUGCCUGGGCUCUAGUGUAGUGAAACAGGAGAGCAUCAGGUGUAAGAGUGAUGAGGUCUGCAAAGUGAUGAAUGGUAUCAAGUCUUGCUACCUCCAGCAGUGCUCCAUUACAGCCAGUGGAGGCGUUUCCCUGUUUGAUGGGACACGAGGCUCCAUAGACACAGAGGGAACCUAUGAGUUGGUCAAGCUCUGCAGUGACAGUCUGGUGGCAGACUUUUUCAGAGUGUUAGUGGUCUUCCAGACAUGUAAGGGAAGGGGCCAGAAUUGUAUCACAAUGGUGUAUGUCUUCUUCAAUAAGUAUGUCAUCACUGUUACCAGCCAGCAAGAGACCUGGGUAAAUGGCAUACAUGUUUCCCUGCCGCGCUCACUGAAAAAUGAGAUUGACAUUCAUGUGGCUGGCGACUCAGUGGUCAUUGAGAAGAAGUCAGUCCUCCAUGUGUCCUACAACUUCUCGCAUGAUGUCACUAUAACGGUGGGCGAAGCUGUGGCCAGUCAUGUGUGUGGUGCCUGUGGUAGGCUCAAUGCCAAUGGUGAGCUCAUGCUAAAGAGCCACAGUAGUGAGGACCUAAUCAAUUCAAUGGCAGAAGAAGAGUGA
Alosa alosa (allis shad) is the source of this 759-nucleotide messenger RNA. Its product is annotated as alpha-tectorin-like. The transcript is spliced from 3 exons. The coding region runs from base 1 to 759 and encodes 252 amino acids. The record is from RefSeq and is a predicted model, not a curated record. NCBI's taxonomy places the organism in Eukaryota, Metazoa, Chordata, Actinopteri, Clupeiformes, Clupeidae.